Moneuplotes crassus is the source of this 1226-nucleotide messenger RNA. Lineage: Eukaryota; Ciliophora; Spirotrichea; Euplotida; Euplotidae. The record is from the annotation of a GenBank genome assembly.
UCUUUUGCUUUAAAAUUCCCCUAAAAUUAUCUUUCUUGCUCUACAAAGUUAGCAAUGAUAAAUGAAAAUUGUGGCAAGUAAAUUUGUGAUUCUAGCUCUUAGAUCCUUGCUUAAAUAUUCAUCUUGUUGAUAGAAGACUGCUACAUCUAUGAUUUAUGUUUUAAAACAUUACCUAUAGACACAAAGUGAUGAACAAGUCCAAAUAUGAUAUUAAAAGCAAGUUCUCAUGGACAAGGAAAUUUAACUAUGGAGCGUGGACUACCUCUGAGCACGAACAAUUUCUCUCUUGUCUCAAGAUUCAUGGGCUGAACUGGUCAAUGCUCUGACAAAUGGUUCCUACAAGGAGUCGACAACAGAUUGAAACUCAUCUUAAGGGGUAUUUCAAGCAGAUCAAAAAGUAUCAUAAAGUAGAAGACCCUUUGGAGUAUGUCCAGAAGUUUGAAAACAUUAAGAGUCAGGAGUCACCGAUAAUCAACAGUGAAGUUUGAGCAGACAAACAGAAUAAGCCAACUUGUAGAGGAGAUGAAUUGAAGCAUAAAUGCUCAUUUGAGAAAAUAAGAAACAUCCCUUUAGAUACAGACCUAAGAGUAGAGGAGGAGAAACAUCCUAAAAAGCGUGACAAUAAAUUCUUACAUAAGUGCUUACAGAACCAAGAUUCUGAUAAAGAAAUGUCAGACGAAGAGCAUGUUUAUCAAAAAGUAUCCAUCGCCGAGACAACCAGACAGAAUAGAGUUCGUCCAGCUAGGAUCAGACAGAAUCCUCCAAAACUAGAGAGAGAAGAUGAGAAAUUUCGUUCUGAUUUAGCUAAAAGCCUUUCCUCAAGUAUGGAAUCAAAGGAGCAUUGUGAACCAAAAAGUUAUCUAGUGUUAGAUGAAGGAAGGAUCAUCAUCCCGUGAGUUAUGAUCCAAACCAAAGCGAUAUUGGAUUACACUAAGAUUGGUUCGAAAAUACUAUUGUGUACACCUAAAGGAAAUGUGGACAUCAAAAUGUUACCGAUUUCUUUAGAGAUUCCUCUUGGUUCUGACUUGAAUAAGGAUAGGACUAUCUUUCAGAGCGGUAAUUAUCAGGCAAGUUGCUCUAAGGCUCCGCAUCAGGCUUCUCAUCAGACUCUGAAGUCUGCUGGUCCUAGUUUACAAGCCUUUUCCAAUAAGACAGACACCCUUGUGGGUCAGACAGUGAAGUUCUUAUCUCAAUACUACUGAUUUGAUAUGUGAAAGCAUAAAUAA